Notolabrus celidotus (New Zealand spotty) is the source of this 3391-nucleotide messenger RNA. RefSeq names its product family with sequence similarity 219 member Aa (gene fam219aa). The record is from RefSeq and is a predicted model, not a curated record. The transcript has 6 exons. NCBI's taxonomy places the organism in Eukaryota, Metazoa, Chordata, Actinopteri, Labriformes, Labridae. Bases 200 to 766 code for a protein of 188 amino acids.
UCAAUAUUCAACAUACCCGGAAGUGGGGCGGUACUGCUGUUUUGCUGUCGAGUCACCUCUGUCAGGAUGGAGGAAAACGAACUGCUAUCAUGCUGAACAACGACAGACUCCGACACCCUAGCAUCAUAAACACGUAAAGUCAGACAUAAGUCGUAGUUGGUUUUACACUGUUGUAUCGUUUCUGUAACGCUUUGCCAAAAUGAUGGAAGAAAUCGACCGGUUCCAAGUACCUCCAGUCAACGGAGAGACGCAGCCUUUGGACCCAGCAGCAUCCUCCACAUCAGAGGCCGACCCUGACGCCAAGGGAGAGACUGUGGCCAUGAACUAUAAGCCCUCACCUCUGCAAGUCCAAAUAGAGAAACAGAGGGACCUUGCUAGGAAAGGAUCAGUGAAGAAUGGCACUGUGGGAAGUCCUGUCAAUCAACAGCCCAAGAAGAAUGCCAGGACAAGGUUGGUGGUGCCAAACAAAGGAUACUCUUCUCUCGACCAGAGCCCAGAUGAAAAGCCCCUGGUAGCACUUGACACUGACAGUGAUGAUGAUUUCGACAUGUCCAGAUACUCCUCAUCAGGAUACUCCUCAGCCGAGGUGAGAUGUCUGAGGGACCAGCAGAUCAACCAGGACCUGAACAUCCAGCUCCUGAAGGACGGGUACCGGCUGGACGAGAUCCCAGACGAUGAAGACCUGGACCUGAUCCCCCCCAAAGCGGUCAACCCCACCUGCAUGUGCUGCCAGGCUGCUCCCUCCACAGCCUGUCAAAUCCAGUAGCACCAGUCCCUGCAUUUCAAAGUAAAAUCUCCCUUCAGCCACCUGCACUGAGGAUAACUACUGACCAGAGCAGCAGCACAGAGAAAAAAACUGUCGUUGGGCUAUGGCACAAAGGGAAAACAAGGGUUAUUAAAUGCUAAGAUAAGAAAAAGAAAGAGUCAAUAUGUACAGUAUCUGUGCACGUUCCUCCUAUGGUUGGAUCUGUGCAUAUUACUCCUGCAUGAUUGGAUGGGCGAUGACUCGGCUGAUGGCUGAAACAUUACCUCGAAGGAAAACAUGUUUCUUUUGCUCCUGUUUUCGUUUGACUUCCAUCUCAUGCUUGUACAUAUUUUGGUUUUCGAGGACCUUUUAAGGAUUGUGCACAGUCGUGGGAGAACAGAAACAAAAUGGAACAACAGAGACUCAACAAACACCUGAAAUUGUGACAGUGCGUCGUCCAUGGAAUCCACUGAUGGAUGUGAAGAGAAUGGGAGAUCUGAAGUGGCCAUUUUUUUUCUCUUCCGAUUUCCUUUCAGCCAGUCUGCUUCGUUCUCCUGUGUAAACGUGUCAAACAUGAAAAUAUUGAGUGUGCGUGUGUGUGUGUGUCUACAUGUCUGGAAGAGUAGUGCUAAAAUAUCAAGCUGCUGAUGAAAACACUGAUGCUUACUUACACCAAGAUAACAAUUCCAGAGUUCUUUUUUUGUAAAGUUUGUCUGUUACACAAAAGGUUGUACUGCUUAAUUGUUUUAUACUCAGUUCAAAGAAACUGAAACACCAAUAGUUCUGCAUGUUGCCUGUCUGUAUGAGCAGCCUGUGCAGAGAAUUUACUGUUUUUUAGUUAGACCUGAACACAUCCUUGUGCCGAUGACACAUUGUAUGAAGCGUGCUGUCAAAAACUGAGACAUAUUUAAGUUUACCGGCUGUAAUACCUGUAGAUAUAGAGGAACAGUUAUCAGAACUGAUGGCUGAACAGCUCCAAGGGUUGGUGUGUAACUCCUUUGUUUUAGUCCAUGUUAGCCCCGACAAGACUGGAUGUGAGAGAGGUCCCAAAACACAGUCACCACUGAAAAUGUGGUUACAAAAGACUGAAUAGGUAACUUCAAAAAAGUAUUGAAAGUUGUGCAGUUUUGUUCACAUAUUUGGACAUAACUGUAUGAGGAUUUUGAGGAAUGUUAAAAGAGUGAUUCCAUAUUGCCUGGAUGGAAAUGAAAUGGGAUUUAUUUUAUUGUAUUUUUUGUUGUGUUAUUUUUAAAAGAAAGUCUGCGUAUCAAGGAAACUCUCCUUUUUAAGUUGUGAUGUCACUGUUUGUUUGUUUUGUAUUGUUGUACAUUUGCUUUUUUUAAUUUGGGGACAAGAACUGUAAAUGUAGCACCGGACACAGCUGUGUAAUGUCAAUGCGCUAUGCCAAUGGAUGUUCUCCAUGCUGUGCAGAAUGGAGUAGUUGCUACUGUUUAUUUGUCAUGUUUACAUCACUUCAUCUCCAGAGCUCUCCAGACAUCACCUGAUAUCUAGAAAAUGUCAGAAGUUACUUGCAUUUAAAUGUUCAAUGCAACAAAUCACCUUAGAAAAUCCCCCCCCAAAACACAGCAACAGUGUCAAAGUGAACAACCUCCUCAUUCUGCACAGCCUGACCAACACUACACCAGAUUCACUUCCUUGUGAAAAACUAGCUGGAAAUGUGACUGCAGUUCUUGAAUAUGUGUGCACUUAACACUCUGGUGUAAGUUAUUCUCUGGUGGUUACAUUGCGAACAUCCUGUUGAGUCAUGUAUAGGGGGACUUGAUACCAGGAUGUGAAGUUUCAUCUGAUACUGUAGAAGACUCUCACUAUCUUUGAAGGCAUUCUGCAGUAUUUGUUGGACACUGUGUUAACCUUUCCUCACUGAUGUCUACGGAUUUUCUUUAGCACAUUCACAGCUUGGACGUUAUGGUACAAGAACACUAAAACAACCCUUUUCAUGUCAUUUACUGAAUGGACACAUCCGAAAUUAAAUGAAAGAACUCUAGGUGCAAAGUAAACUGAACUAAAUACUACAAAUGAGAAAACUUAACUCUGUUUGAUAACUUGUACAAGGGUAUCUCCUUAAUAUUCCUAAUACAGCCUCAAUGUUUCUUUAGCGUUGUAGUUACAGAAAUAAGCAAGCUUGGAAAAAAGACUUCUGAAAGCGGUGACAUGUGUGUAGAUAAAAAUGAAUUUCAUCCAGUAGGGAAAAUAACAAAGUGGUCAGGUAAUGUGUCUCCAAUGCGGCUACUCGCUGAUGUGUGUUGGACCAGUAGCUGUGUGUAUAGUUAACAUUAACUCAGAGGGACUAAAUGUGUGGUGGACUUUGGUGCUGAUUUGGGUUUACCAUCCUGCUAACAGAGCUACUUGUUGCAGUUGUCUUCUAUUGAGUGCACUACUUUUGGCCAAUGUCUUUGCACACAGGGAAUUGAAAGUAAUGCAUUGUAACAGAAGCUAUUUAUUUGCAGUUGUAUGUUUAAUUUAUUUUUUAAAGAAAGGGAAAUACUUAAUACACAGACUUACGCUUUUUUUGUUUUGUCAGGUGCUUAUUAUGAUGAUUGUGAACUGGUUCCAUUUAGAUUUUAACAGUGUUAAAGUUCUGUGUAUAGUGCAACAUAUCGGAAAAAUAAAUACUAGAUAUCAGAA